GAGAAACAAGCAUAUGAUAAAAAAUACAUUCCUUCGGUAAGGUGGCUUUUGUGACACAUUUCUAUUAUUUAGUUACUAUUAUGCGUUUUUUGCGGGUAACUUAUCGCUGAAUCCCAUCAAUUUCUAUUUUUAGAAAGCGAAAGCAUGCUAAGUUUUUUGUUGUUUUUUGUAAAUUAACCAUAAAACAACACAUACUUUAAAUGUGAUUUAGAAUGAUCUAAUCAUAUGACGUGAGCAUGAAAACAGAAAGUGAAAAUAACUGAAUGUUUUUGAGACAUAUCGUAUAAUGCAAACUGCUUUUCAAUGUUAUCUCCGAGAACAACUUAAUACAAAGUUAAGCGAUGAAAGUUCUCGGUUAUUGUUUCGUUACGAGUGGGCGAGACUACGAUCAUUCGAGACGUUUACAGCGUCUGACGUCAGCGCUAUACGUCUGGCACAGCAUGGUUUCUUUUAUUCGGGCAAUGGAACGUCAGUGCAGUGCUAUUCGUGUGGAUUUACGUUUGAGGACUGGCACAGCAGUAAACAUGUGUGGGCAAUACACACAACGCUCAGACCCGACUGUCCCUUUGUCAGGGGCGAUAAAGACGCGGAUAACGUACCGAUACAUGGUGACGGGACAGGAGGGACAACAAGGGAUAUUGAAGCUGAACAGAAGCCAGUUACACCCGCGACUACAGAAAAGGAAGUUGGGUGUUCCUCUCUUGCGAUAUAUAGUCCGGAAAAAGAAAAACAAGCAGUCGAUGAAAACAAACGCCUAAAGGACCUAUUGACGUGCAAAAUCUGCGUGGACAACGACGCAUGCGUGGUUUUCCUACCAUGUGGUCACAUGGUCAGUUGCGAUAAGUGUGCGCAUGCGCUUAGGAAGUGCCCUAUAUGUAGAGUUCGAAUCGCGGGCCAAGUGAAAAGCUUGAUGAAAUAAAUUCAAAUAAUGUGAUGCAACAAUACACCAGUUUAACGAUUUCGUUUGGCGUUAACAAUAAACUCACGUUUCAACAAUACAGAUUCACCUAAUCGUACAUGUACUUUGCAAAUGGGAGAAUUUAUACACAUCAUACAGUUAUUUGUUGUGUGUUGUUUUAUGAACAUAAAUUUAUUUUAUCUCGAUGAGUCGACACUUGAUAAUUUUUUGAUUUAUACGUACACGUUUAGCUUGUGUUUUUGUUCAUUAAAUAUUUUGAAAUUGUU
Molecule: messenger RNA, 1185 nt
Organism: Dreissena polymorpha
Lineage: Eukaryota; Metazoa; Mollusca; Bivalvia; Myida; Dreissenidae
Product: E3 ubiquitin-protein ligase XIAP-like
Exons: 2
Coding region: 287-919 (210 amino acids)
Biological process (GO): positive regulation of protein ubiquitination; negative regulation of apoptotic process; regulation of cell cycle
Cellular component (GO): nucleus; cytoplasm
Molecular function (GO): cysteine-type endopeptidase inhibitor activity involved in apoptotic process; ubiquitin protein ligase activity
Source: RefSeq, a predicted model, not a curated record